This is a messenger RNA of Anastrepha obliqua, 1516 nucleotides long. RefSeq lists its product as uncharacterized. NCBI's taxonomy places the organism in Eukaryota, Metazoa, Arthropoda, Insecta, Diptera, Tephritidae. The transcript has 4 exons. The record is from RefSeq and is a predicted model, not a curated record. Gene Ontology annotation, molecular function: DNA-binding transcription factor activity, RNA polymerase II-specific; RNA polymerase II cis-regulatory region sequence-specific DNA binding. Bases 116 to 1315 code for a protein of 399 amino acids. Gene Ontology annotation, biological process: muscle organ development; regulation of transcription by RNA polymerase II; cell development. Gene Ontology annotation, cellular component: nucleus.
AAUUAGUAGCAAAUAGUCUGCGCCUGUUGUUCAAGCGAAACGUUGGUGAAAAAAACGCUAAAUAUUAUACAAUUUUUUUAAAUAAAGUAAAACGUCGUUUACACUCAUUUUUGAAAUGGAGAAAUUAAUAACGGGCCGUCCACAGCGUAAUCGGCGACAUAGCAGACGCGCCUGGCCUCCAGAGGAUGACCUUCAUCAGCCACGUCUUAUAAAGCGACUUUUCACACCCGAGAUCAAGCGCAUGCUGAAGGAUUGGCUUGUGCGUCGCCGCGAAAAUCCCUAUCCAAGUCGUGAUGAAAAGAAACGCUUGGCCUGCGAAACUGGUCUCACGUACACACAAAUUUGCAAUUGGUUCGCCAAUUGGCGUCGCAAGUUGAAAAACUCAGAAGGAGAGCGUAGCAAAAGAUCUUGGGGCCAUCUCAUUAAGCAUUACAAUACAAAUGCACGUGGAAAUGUGGAACAAUUUAGUAUAUCUUCGGAGGAUAGCAUUUGGGAAGAGGAUGAGUUGGAACGGAAUGAGAAUGAAUUAAAACGGAGUUUUGACGAUGAAUAUGAGUCGCGUGAAGAUGGCAUUUCUAGUGGCACUGAGGGCACAGUGAGCUCAUCAGGCGGCUGUUGUUAUGACAGUCUUGACAAGAGCAUAUCGAAAAGUAGCUGCUUUUUGAAAAAUCAAAAAUGUGAUAAUCGCAUCGUAAUAACACCUGCUUACGUAAUUGCAAAUGAGCCACCAGCUGGCACUAUUCCUCAAAAUGACCCAUUGGCGUCACAGCAACAGACAAGUGAGGCCAAAGAAAUACUGGCAAAACCAAGCUCAACCGUCAACACCGCAAAGUACAAACAGAAAAUGAUGGAAAAAUAUCUGCGUGAUAUGCAUAACGCGCAACCACCUGCAAUUACACAACAAUCCACCCCCCAAAGUGUCUGUGAUGAGCUGAGUAUUAGCACAAAGCCGAUUGUAAAGGGAUCCGCCGACGACGGUAGUAAUGGCGUGCGCAGCGGUGAUAAUAACGCAUUGACGAAAUGGCUGGAAAGUGCGGCACGUUUUACGCCCGAUAAGAAUAACUACUUCAUCGAAUGGAAUGGCAGAACUGGAAAAUUGGAGCGCAAACAGCGCACGAAACAAUUACGGCGCGUCACCAUCAUACCAGCCAACUCGCGGAUCUUGCAGCGCCGUUCUACUAGUUCCUGCCCCUCACAAUUGGAAUUGGACGCGGCUGAGGCAUUGGCCAAUAUGGCAUUUAAUUGCCGGCAGCGAAUGUUGGACUGUAAUACUGCCGGUGCGAGCCUACAGACUGUCAAUGCAAUUAGUUCUUAGCAGUUGGUGCACACUGGCACACACACAUUCAUACAUGUCCAUAUGUAUGUAGGUACAUACGAACAUUUACAGCACAAAAGCAAGCAUUCCAGUGCAAAUUUUGGGUGCAAAAGACUAUGCGAAUUUAGGGAAUUUUACUUUCAUCAUUUAAGUGGAGCCAAGACUAGACGGAGUUUAAAAGACAGAGAAAUGUGUGAAAUG